UGAAACUUUUAUUCUUUCCAACUCGGACCAAGCGAACCAAAACCAAAAAUUCAUACCAUCUUGUUUUUGAUAAAUUCUUUUCUCAUUCAUUUCUCUGGAUACUGAUCUUCUAUCUUUCGAUUCUUCCAUUUUCCCCUAACCGUCGCGCAAUAGAAUAAUGGCGAAAAGUGUUCGAGCCAGUGUAUCCAAACGCAACAAGGCAAAGCUCCGAGCCACAGUUUUCGGGCCUGUUGUUGAUGCACGAACUGAAAGAUUGUCGGCCAAAUUGCAGGAGCUUGCCUCUCAGCCAAAGACAAAUGAACAUGAGAAAUCCGACGUGGGAUCAGGUACUGCAGAGAUAGAUGAACAAAGCGGUGCUUCGGGACUAUCAGAAUACAAUGAAGACAUGGAUCUUGAUAAAGCGUCUGAAAAGAAAACAUCGUCACAGAAAUCCGGACGUAUCCACAAACGCCACAGCAACAGGAAAAACCGUUCAUCUAUAACUUUUACCCCACGCUUUCAAAAGUCACGAAAAGUUUCGAAGAGAAAGUGAGAAUUUUUUGAGAUAAUCGACGUUUGUGUAUAUCAUUGAUAAUUGGAUCUCGUCCCAAACCUUCCAACGACAUUAAAUGUUUGCUUAGAAUUUGACUUGACUUCUAACAU
Aspergillus campestris IBT 28561 is the source of this 642-nucleotide messenger RNA. Its product is annotated as DUF2423 domain-containing protein. Gene Ontology annotation, cellular component: preribosome, large subunit precursor. The transcript has 3 exons. The coding region runs from base 158 to 532 and encodes 124 amino acids. The record is from RefSeq and is a predicted model, not a curated record. Lineage: Eukaryota; Fungi; Ascomycota; Eurotiomycetes; Eurotiales; Aspergillaceae.